AUGGGGUGCCCUUGGUGCUGGAAAUGUCCAUGGGUGGCAGUAACCACUUACCAUCAGGGUGAUGGUCCCAAGCUGGUCCGUGAGUUGUUUAGAGUGGCUGAAGAGCAUGCUCCUUCAAUUGUGUUUAUUGAUGAAAUUGAUGCUGUAGGAACUAAACGGUAUGAUUCCAAUUCUGGAGGAGAAAGGGAAAUUCAAAGGACUAUGUUGGAGUUACUGAACCAACUUGAUGGGUUUGAUUCUCGAGGUGAUGUUAAGGUGAUAAUGGCUACAAAUCGUAUAGAGACACUAGAUCCUGCUCUUAUUCGACCUGGGCGUAUAGAUAGAAAAAUCGAGUUUCCACUGCCUGAUGAGAAAACUAAGAGGAGAAUCUUUACUAUUCACACAUCAAGGAUGACAUUGGCAGAUGAUGUAAAUUUGUCUGAGCUUAUUAUGUCCAAGGAUGACCUAUCAGGUGCCGAUAUAAAGGCUAUAUGCACUGAAGCUGGUCUUAUGGCGCUGAGGGAAAGGCGUAUGAAAGUCACCAAUGAGGAUUUCAAAAAGUCUAAGGAAAGUGUCCUCUACAGAAAGAAGGAAGGCACACCUGAAGGGCUUUAUCUAUAA
Messenger RNA from Chilo suppressalis (striped riceborer), 600 nucleotides. NCBI's taxonomy places the organism in Eukaryota, Metazoa, Arthropoda, Insecta, Lepidoptera, Crambidae. The record is from the annotation of a GenBank genome assembly.